This is a messenger RNA of Erinaceus europaeus (western European hedgehog), 912 nucleotides long. RefSeq names its product olfactory receptor 8S1-like. Gene Ontology annotation, cellular component: membrane. The transcript has a single exon. The coding region runs from base 1 to 912 and encodes 303 amino acids. Gene Ontology annotation, molecular function: olfactory receptor activity; G protein-coupled receptor activity. Gene Ontology annotation, biological process: G protein-coupled receptor signaling pathway. The record is from RefSeq and is a predicted model, not a curated record. NCBI's taxonomy places the organism in Eukaryota, Metazoa, Chordata, Mammalia, Eulipotyphla, Erinaceidae.
AUGAGCAACCUUUCCAUUAUUGACGAAUUUGUGCUUCUGGGACUAUCCAGUGAUCCACAUAUUCAGCCUCUGCUCUUUGUCCUCUUCCUGGGGAUCUACCUCCUGACUCUGAUGGGAAACCUGAUGAUGAUUCUGGUGAUCAGGGCUGAUUCCCACCUCCAUACGCCCAUGUACUUCUUCCUUGGACAUUUGUCAUUCCUAGAUAUAUGCUAUUCUUCAGUCACUGUGCCCAAGAUGCUGCAGAACUUCCUAUCUCAAAGGAAAGCCAUCUCGGUUCGGGGCUGUAUCACUCAGAGUUUCUUUUUCAUCCUUUCUGGUGGCACCGAGGGCUGUUUGCUCUCCGCCAUGGCCUAUGACCGCUAUGCUGCUGUCUGCCACCCUCUGCUCUACACCAUGAUCAUGAACAGACCUCUCUGCACUGCGAUGGUCACUGCAGCAUGGGCCAUGGGGUUUCUGAACUCACUCGUGAAUAAUCUUUGCGUCCAGAACUUACAGUUCUGUGGCCCCAACAUCAUCUCCCACUUCACCUGUGAGCUCCCGUCACUCUUCCCCCUGUCCUGUACUGAGCCCCUGGUGAACACCAUUCUGCUAGCUGGGUCGACUGCAUUCCUAGGACUCGUGACGCUGCCCCUGAUCCUCUUCUCUUACUCAAAAAUAAUGUUUGCCAUUCUAAGUAUCUCCUCCUCUGGGGGGCAAGGCAAAGCCUUCUCCACCUGCUCCUCCCACCUCACCGUGGUGCUGCUGUUCUACGGGACAGCUCUGUUCAGGUACAUCAGUCCCCCAUCAGGGUCAGUCCUCGAGCGGAUCAUUUCUAUACAGUAUGGUGUGGUCACAUCGCUGAUAAACCCCCUCAUCUACAGCCUCAAGAACCAAGAGGUGAAGGCGGCCCUGCAGAGGAUGCUGAGGCGAUAG